This is a messenger RNA of Rotaria sp. Silwood2, 465 nucleotides long. NCBI's taxonomy places the organism in Eukaryota, Metazoa, Rotifera, Eurotatoria, Philodinida, Philodinidae. The record is from the annotation of a GenBank genome assembly.
AUGGCAAUAUGUGUUACUGUUGAUGACGAACAACAACGUUUACAGAAACAAAAUAUUCCUCAUUUACGAGAAUUACAUUUAAUGAAACUUAAUGAAGAUGAAGAAAUCAUUGCUCGAGAAGAGCUUAAAAAAUACGAUGAAGAACAAAGUGAAUUAGAAAGACUUGAUGAUCUUGAUUCAUAUAAGUCUAGAAUGGAAAUUAAUGAUCUAAAAGAACAAAUCAAGAAAGCUGAAAUAGAACGCGAAUCAUUGAAUAAACAAUGUGAAGAAUAUCGUACUGAACAUGAAAAAAAAAUAGCUGAUUUAGAAAAACUAACUCUUGAUCUCGCACAACGUACAAAAGAAAUCCAACAAUUUCAAGAACAAGUUCGAAAUCUCAGACAACAAAAACAUUUGUUGACUGUUGAACAAGACAAAUUACAAAGGAUGCUUAUUGAAGAUCAACAACUAUUUGAAUUAGAAAAU